Messenger RNA from Glycine soja, 1146 nucleotides. RefSeq names its product co-chaperone protein p23-1-like. Gene Ontology annotation, molecular function: protein-folding chaperone binding; Hsp90 protein binding. Lineage: Eukaryota; Viridiplantae; Streptophyta; Magnoliopsida; Fabales; Fabaceae. Gene Ontology annotation, biological process: chaperone-mediated protein complex assembly; protein folding. The coding region runs from base 156 to 731 and encodes 191 amino acids. The transcript has 6 exons. Gene Ontology annotation, cellular component: cytosol; nucleus. The record is from RefSeq and is a predicted model, not a curated record.
CAUUAUGCACACACGUUACGAGGAAUACAAUGAAAAAUCCAAACUAGUUUUUUUUAACACUGAAAAUCUAAAGAGAAAGUGAUUCCCUCAGCGGUGACAGAACGCUUCCUUGAGCAGAGAAACCCAAGCAGAUCGAUUACUCUUGAGAAAACAAGAUGAGCCGCCACCCUUCUGUCAAAUGGGCUCAGACGUCUGAUGUACUCUACUUAACAGUUGAGCUGCCUGAUGCUCAGGAUGUUAAGCUCAAACUGGAGCCAGAAGGAAAAUUUUACUUCUCUGCAACUGCUGGUGCAGAGAAGAUUCCUUAUGAAGUUGACAUUGAUCUGUUUGACAAGAUUGAUGUAAAUAAUAGCAAAGCCAGUGUUGGUUCAAGACACAUCUGCUACUUGGUGAAAAAGGCUGAGAACAAGUGGUGGGACAGAUUGUUGAAGCAGGGAGGGAAAUCUCCAGUCUUUCUGAAAGUUGAUUGGGAUAAAUGGGUUGAUGAAGAUGAGGAGCAAGAUAAUAAACCUGCAGCAUCUGAUAUGGACUUUGGUGACAUUGAUUUUUCUAAGAUGAGCAUGGGAGGGGGUGAGGGAUUGGAUUUUGAUGCUGCAGGCAAUGAUGAUGAUGAUGAGAGUGACACAGAAGAGGAGUUUGCAGCAGAAGCAUCUGCUAGUAAAGAACAAGAUUCGAAAGAUGCUGUAAGCAGCUAUCCAAUUCCAAAGGAUGCACCUGAUACUAAAGCAUAAACAAUUCGAGAAUGGUGAACCAUAACAUAGCUUUGACUAUGUAAGGGCUAGACAAGCUUUCCUGAAAGGUUGCUUAGCAUAAACCUUCGCAGGGUUAACUGAUGGUUCGGUAAUGGCAUGUUAACUUCUUUUCAGCGUUUUGACCCUGGAUUUUUAACAAGCUAGACAUAUAUGUGUUGGCCAUACAUAAUACUAUUUGAGAAUGGAAAUGUUGUCUUUGUUUCCUUUGAGUGCAGGGGACAAUGAGUUCUAUAGUUUUUCAGUGAAGUUACACUUCUCUGAGCAAUGAGAGUUCGUUUUAGAAAAAGCAAACUAGUUUGAGUUUUGAUCAAUGUUUCAAAAUUUGGGAUGGUCAUAUAACCCGUGUAGACGUUUUGAAUUAGUGACUAAGGUCCUGCUUCGAUCUGUUUGAUAA